AUGCUCUUCAAUUGCGCGGAUCUGGCCAAGUACAUGCCUGAGGGUGUGAAACGUGCCGAGGUUUUUUCAGUCGAGAACUAUGGACAACCGCAUCUUCUGAAUUACACAUUCGACUUCGAAAAAAAAGAAUGGAAUAAAACCUCAGAGUGAGUUUUUUUUUGCUUUUGAAAUUCGACUGAUUUUGAAAUUUUGAGCUGACAGUGAAUACAAAAUUUUUUUUGUGAUUUCAGGCCUGUUCGUUUGUAUCCAGAUAACGGCCCUUCGGACUCGGACUUUUACUGGACAUUCUUCUCCGAAAACUUUGACCGGAUUGCACUUAUUUACUCUCGCGGUGGGUAAGUAUUAACCAAAAGUUGUUUUUUACUCUAAGUUCGACGCUCACAUUUCGGUGGAACUUGUCAAAACUUAAGUUUUUUUUGAAGUCGCAGUAAUCUUUUCAGCAAAUCUUUUUACUUCUGGCGAGACGCGCCCGAACAAAGUUUUGAGAUGCCUGGAUUUAACCAAAUAGAUAAAACAGUCUAUAUGAUCAGAGACGAGUUGUAUUAUUGGAGAUCUAACCUUACUACAGCCGUACAUCCUAUGGAGCAUUGGUUUUUACGAAGUCGGGGCAAGCCCGGCGAAUUCGAUAUAAUUUCUGAACUACGAGGAUGGACCAGCCAGGAUGACCUAACCGAUUCCACCCUCUACAUUCGCGAUGUGGAUAUUAUGUAUUAUAUACCCUACACGGGGAUUUGUCGGCAGGCUUUUCAAAUUUUUUCCAGGGUAAGGAAAUGUGAAAAAUUUGAUUUUACGGCAGGAAAUAUCAAGAUUUUGUUUUAGUUAGGUGUAAAAAAAAUAUUUUUUCAUUUUUUUCAGGGAAUGUACGACCAGCAAUGCAACCCAUCAAUUGGAAUAUUUGCCAGAACCAAACCCGGCGUUAUUUAUCCGCUUGUAAGUUGUUUCACCUUUUUUUGCGAAUUCUAACAAUGUUUUAGAGGAUGUUCGGAUGGCAUGGAAGAAACUGCGACCCGAUGUUUCAGAAAUAUCGUUACGAUGAACGUGCGUAUGUCCGUUUUGAAGUCCAGCCGCCUACGGUAGGUGGAAAUUAUUUUUAUUUAUUUUCUAUGCACGGUGCAAAGCAAAGUUUGUUCUCAGCCGCAGAGUGCGAAACUUUAUUUAGACAACAACGACGAGCACGACCACUACGACCACCACAACUACCACUACCACGGUAUAGUUUUCUUGCGAAUUUUUCAUUUACUCUGCGACACAGUGCAGAAAAAAAGUUUCGGUUCAAAUGACGCUGUAAGUUUUAUCUUAUCUUCAGACCACCACGACUACCACCACUACCACGACUACUCCGGUGAGUUUAUGGGCAUAAACAAAAUUUUGUUUUCUCUUUGUGACUGCACUGUGCGAUGGGAAAGGCUUUUCCCUGUUCUGCGAUUGACAGAGUGCACAGUGCACAAAGAAAUAAAUUGCACUGCACGUCAAUCCAAAAUAGAAGAAAAAAUUUCCCGCCCCUUUUUUGGUGAUUCGUUCAAAAUCCGAUAAAACGCAUUUUCUUAUCUUUCUUCUUCCUUUUCGAGAAAAAAACAAUUAUUUCGGGCGAGAAAAAGUGCCGAUAAUUUCGCGACAUUUCGUCUCUCUUUUAAACCAAUGAAAACGGUACGAAGUUUCGAAACGGUUCAGGAAAUGCGCUGGAUUGACGUGCACUGUGCCAUCGAAAUUUUUGCGCACACUGCGGCUUUUGCGAGCCUUUGGGUUGUGGCGCCGCCCGAUUGUGACGCAGAAAUUUUCAGACUACAACAACAACAACCACCACUACCACCACCACCACCACAACCACUCCAACUACCACCACCGCCACCACCCCCACCACAACCACUCCAACUACCACCACCACCACCACCACCACCACCACCACCACCACCACCACCACCACCACCACCACCACCACUCCAACAACUACUAUGACCAAGUCUACCAGUACAUCAUCCACUACAGUGCCGUCUACUCUAUCCCCAACCACAAUUGAUCCCAAUAUCAAGUCAAGUACAGAUAAUAUGUCUUACGUCAUCACAAAGUUGCCUGCACAGUACGUUAUUUUAGAGCUGGCCAAUGGUUUUAAAGCCCUUCGAAACGUAAAUAUCUUUUAUUUUUAGCUCUGAAAAGUUAGUUAUGCCAGCUGACUACUCAACUAUCUACGUUUUCACUGGCUCGUUCCUUGGCUUGCUACUCCUUCUCUGCCUUUGUUCCAUUGUAAUUGCGCUGCUCUACAGAAGAAGAAAGGAUAAGGUAAAGAAGUUGUUUAGGUUCCAUAAAUGCACCGGGUUUUUAGGAAGAAAAGACAAAUGAGAGAAAGUUGAAGGCCUCGAAUAAGCGUCGUCGUAGGUCGACGAGAAAAUGGACAAAGACGAGUGGUACUGAUGUGGAGACAAAGACGGAUCCUCACUCUUCGAUGGGAAACACGAAGUCGUCCAAGGUAAGGGAGGAAAUUGAAAAAAUUGUGACUGCACUGUGCAAUGGGUAAUCAAUUUUUGCACAGUGCCAGAUUUUUUUUUAUUUUUACAAAAAAUAUGGAAAAAAAUUUAACAACUUUUUUUUCAGAAAGCCAAGAAGGGAAAGAAUCGAAAGCAAAGAACUGAGUCUGUCGAUCGUUCUGUUCUGACCAAUAAAAACUCAUCGCUUAUGUUCAAGACCACGGGCGGAACCCAAGAGUUUCUCUAG
This is a messenger RNA of Bursaphelenchus xylophilus (pine wood nematode), 2709 nucleotides long. NCBI's taxonomy places the organism in Eukaryota, Metazoa, Nematoda, Chromadorea, Rhabditida, Aphelenchoididae. The record is from the annotation of a GenBank genome assembly.